CCAGGAAGAGGUUAUUUGACACACGGAACUGGAAUGCCACGUGAUAGUCGAGCCCUGUGUGUUUUAGAUAAUUAUGCGAGAUGUCCUUUAACUCGCUUUAUAUUAACAAUUUGUGGAGAUCUGCUACACGACUAUCUUCUCACGCGGCUGUCACGUCAGCGCGAUUAGUGGCUAUUCGCUGCAAAAUAUUUGGUGAUACGCGCGGUGCGCUCUGCCAGACGAGAGCCCAUAGCAACAAUACACAGCACGUCUCAAGAAAGCUGGUGCGGAAUGGGGAGGAGAAGAAGUUAGUGAUCUGUAUAGAGGGGAAUAUUGCUAGUGGGAAGACAACAUGCCUAGAGUAUUUCAGCAAAACCAGUAACAUAGAGGUGCUGACUGAGCCAGUUUCCAAAUGGAGGAAUGUUCGAGGGCACAACCCCCUGGGUUUGAUGUACCAGGACCCUACUCGAUGGGGCAUCACUCUACAGACCUAUGUUCAGCUAACCAUGCUGGACCGACACCUCUUAACAAUAUCAGCCCCAGUGAGAAUGAUGGAAAGGUCCAUCUACAGUGCCAAGUACAUCUUUGUGGAAAAUCUUUACAGAAGUGGGAAGAUGCCCGAGGUGGACUUUGCUGUUCUUAGUGAGUGGUUUGAGUGGAUCACUCAGAACAUUGCCAUUCCUGUGGAUCUUAUCGUUUACCUCCAGUCGUCUCCACAGACCUGCCAUGAGAGGCUGAGAGAGAGAUGCAGGGAGGAGGAGAAGAUCAUUCCUUUGGAAUAUUUAGAGGCAAUCCAUCAGCUAUAUGAAGACUGGCUGAUAAAGAAGACGUCCUUCAAUGUUCCUGCUCCAGUCCUUGUCAUUUCAGCGGACGAUGACCUGCAGAAGAUGCUCCACCAGUAUGAAGAGAACAGAGAGAAGAUUUUAGCAGGGAGCAAUGUGUGACUGAAGUAUAUACGCUGCACCAACAAUGGCAGUAGAUAUGUUUGUUUUCUGUAAGCAGGUUAUUAUAGCCCAAGAGAGCAUACCAGAAUGAGCUAGUGGAGUUCCUUUUAUCUUGUCAACCGGUACAUUUUCAGACCGCAGGUAUCCAUACUGUAUAUUUACUGCUACAAGUCGCUUUCCAACACAUCUGUUACAUAUGCACUUGCUCAUUUUUGUUUGUUUCACUGACCAUGAUUGAUUCUCUCUAUACGCGAACAUGAUGUCGUGUUGGUUACUUAAUGAUGAUCACGUGGUGUCAGCCGUGAAAUAAUACCUACAUUUUACAACUGCUGGGACAUAGCAGUACCACGUCUGUAAUACAAAGCAUAUAUUGUAGGGGGCUGCUGACUAACAUAGCUAUAUGUUUUGUUCUUAUUUAUUUUAUUUGCUGCUAAUAUAUAGAGGAACAUGUUGUCAGGCUGGAAUUGCACUUUGUUGUGAACAGGACCAACAGUAAAUAUGUUAAAUAUUGUACUCUUUUGCUGAGUUUGUUUUAAUAAGUUCCUAAUAGUGAUUUUCUAUAAUAACAUAUGUUCAUUUAUGCUAUAUUGCUGAAUAAAGUUAGUGUAACUGUC
This is a messenger RNA of Coregonus clupeaformis (lake whitefish), 1537 nucleotides long. RefSeq names its product thymidine kinase 2, mitochondrial. Gene Ontology annotation, cellular component: cytoplasm; mitochondrion. NCBI's taxonomy places the organism in Eukaryota, Metazoa, Chordata, Actinopteri, Salmoniformes, Salmonidae. Gene Ontology annotation, molecular function: ATP binding; deoxynucleoside kinase activity. The coding region runs from base 81 to 923 and encodes 280 amino acids. The transcript is spliced from 10 exons. Gene Ontology annotation, biological process: nucleobase-containing compound metabolic process. The record is from RefSeq and is a predicted model, not a curated record.